This is a messenger RNA of Durusdinium trenchii, 2043 nucleotides long. Lineage: Eukaryota; Dinophyceae; Suessiales; Symbiodiniaceae. The record is from the annotation of a GenBank genome assembly.
GAAUAGACGCCACCCUGCUGGAAGAGAAGCAGGUGGGCGCGUCUAAGGCGAAGAAGCAGGAGAAGGCGGCCAAGGAGGUGCUGCAGAGCAAGACCUUCGCACAGAUCUGCGAGGAGCCCAACGAAGGGGACGCGAAGCUGGCGCAAUCGCUCAGUGAGGAGGACCUGAAGAAGGUGGUGGAGAAGGCCUCCAAGGGCAUUAUGACGGCAGAGCAGGCUGACAGCGUUGCAAAGAAGAUCCAAACUGAAGGAGUUGAGAAGCUCUCUGAUGAGCUUCUCACUCAAGAAGAGGAGGCCAUUGAGAAGACCCUUCAACAUGCCACGGCUGCGUCAUUGAUGGCGCUGCAGGCGAAUGAGACAUUGCCGGGUUCUCUCAUGGAACUGAGCCAAGCCAAUGAACAGCAGCUGCAGGGCUUCUUCUACGGGAUGAUAUCUCUUUUGAUCUCGAUCAUUGCUCGAGUAAUUUACCUGGCCACGGAGGGAGCCUUCGCUUUGGUCUGCUGCCUCUUGAGCAUCGGGGACCUUACAGAAAAUGAAGGCCUUGGUGUCCACAAGGAGUUCACCACACUUCAGCGAGGUGCGGGUGUCCAAGUCUCCACUCGGUGCACAGGUCUUGAACAAAUGCAUCCUGGUGCUACAAAAGAGGGAGCCAGACCGGAACUGUGACCUAUUGACCACUGAGAGUCUUGAAACUGUGGGAAAGGUCAGAAUGUGCUCUGGGCACAACAGCUGUUGCGUUUGGUUACUCAGACGGAAGUGGUUUCACUUCUGGCUUUGAAAAGCCACCCAAGUAAGCUGAGUCAAAUCUGAGUCAAUGAGACCAGUCUUAUCGACAAGUUGUAUAGCUCAUAAUAUGUGAGGAUUGAGCAUCCAGUAAUAACGCAACCUUCAGUCGGCAUUUAUAUAAGCUAAUAGUAUUGUUUUUGAUUGCUGGCUUUUAAACAGAUCCUGCUGAGCCUGUUAGUAUUGUUUUUGAUUGCUGGCUUUUAAACAGAUCCUGCUGAGCCUGUUUAGGGAGUCGGGAACAUUCAACAUUUCAAUUCUGGUGCCGUUGUUUUCAUGGACUUUUUGCCGACUGAAGGUCCUUAAAGCCAUGCACCCCCUGCGCCUGUUGAUUUUUUUUGGAAGGGCUGAAAUUUCAAUCCUUUUUCAACUCCCCUCCUUCGAUCGACGUUACAUCGAUUAAAAGCUGCGCGCGCAGUGAUGUGGCCAUUAACCUGCCCGGUCAUGGUGCUGCGCUAUGCUGCUGGCUUGGGCAGCAACCCGGAGGACAGGGACGCCUUCUCCGAGAGCAGCUUGGGCUGGCGUGGGGUGAUCGAGGCCUUUCAAUAUGACUGAAGCACUGACCCAUCCGCACUGCGGUUGCCUCUGCAAUGCUGAAUGUCACGGCGGUUGCCUCUGUCGUGGCCCAUCCUCCCCAAAGCACGGAUGGGGCCGUCCGUUCUGUGACGUGCACCUGUGGAGUGCAAGGGUGGAAGUACUGUACACUGUGCAUGCUCUUUGAUUUGUGGGAAGAAAGUGACUCUGGCAACGUGAAGGAACAUUUCAUUCGAUGUCGUAUAUGUACUUUCGUCCGGGAUUUAUAUAGAUGCAAAAGGAAAUGAGUACGGAAUACUGUGUAUACAUGCUUUUUGGUUUGGAACAGAGAUUACAUUCAAUCUAGCAUAGUCGCUGUCAAGAAGAUUUGGACAACUAGUGUGCAUGGUAUAGAACGUCAAUGGCACAACAUAGAUUUGCUUAUUCCUUGGCAUUUUUCAGUGCUUGGAGCAUUUCAUUCGAAAACAUUGCUUCUUCUCUGACCAUUUCUCAAGCUUGACAUUCUCAGCACCCUCUCGUUCUUUGUCGAAACAUCUCGAUCAUGGUUCGGUUCCAAGUGGUCGUGCUUGCCUUCCUCUUUGUGAACUUCAAUUUGACCGGAGCCAAACGCACCCUGUCUGGUUCCGGCAACUCCAUGGAUGUGGUUUCUUCCGUCCCAGAGUCUGACUCACUCUUGGACUUGGACUGUGAUGUGGAUGCCGAGGAUCAAGAGAUCUAUGGUCCGAAA